This is a messenger RNA of Epinephelus lanceolatus (giant grouper), 9474 nucleotides long. It is a transcript of the gene pam, whose product is annotated as peptidylglycine alpha-amidating monooxygenase. The record is from RefSeq and is a predicted model, not a curated record. Gene Ontology annotation, biological process: peptide metabolic process. Gene Ontology annotation, molecular function: copper ion binding; protein binding; peptidylglycine monooxygenase activity. Gene Ontology annotation, cellular component: membrane; extracellular region. NCBI's taxonomy places the organism in Eukaryota, Metazoa, Chordata, Actinopteri, Perciformes, Serranidae.
GGGAUUCUCACCAACGAGACACGGGUUAUCUUUUCAAUAGAGACGACAGAGGGACUCCGAGCGACAGCGAACAGGUGGUUUUUCCAGACAGACUUUUGAGCCAUCUUACCGACUGGGAGAACUCAAGUGUAAACUGUACUCUGAUAUGCUACAGGAGUGAGGUCCAGCAGGGAUACUGCCUACACCUCCCCUCAUAUUCCCACUCCUCAAGCAAGCUGAGCAAGGACAUCAGGCAUGAUGGGAGUCACUGUGUUUUGUGUGGUGGUGCUAGCAAUCAUCUGUCACAGCCACAGCCGGGAAAUACAAAACCCUCUCUACAGGUUCAGAAGGUCUCAGGAAAAUGUCCUGUCAGAUCCCGGUGAAUGUGUGUCCAGGACCAAGCCGGUCUUAACAAACUCUCACAAUUUCUCUGUGGAUAUUCAGAUGCCUGGUGUCAUCCCAGCUGGGUCGGACACUUACCUGUGCACAGCAUUUCCUGUGCCUACUAGUCGUGAUGCAUAUAUUGUGGACUUCAUACCUCACGCCAGUAUGGACACAGUUCAUCACAUGCUCCUGUUUGGCUGUCAGACUCCAGCGUCUACCAGCAGCUACUGGGACUGUGGCAGUGUACAAGGCACUUGUGAGGAUGAGGCCUCCAUCAUGUACGCCUGGGCUCGGAAUGCACCACCUACUAAAUUACCUAAAGACGUUGGUUUUAAAGUUGGAAGGAAUUCAGGAAUGACCCACUUUGUGCUGCAGAUUCAUUAUGGAGAUGCCAGUGCUUUCAGAGACCAUCAUAGAGACUGCUCAGGACUUACCUUAAGAAUGACAACCAAACUGCAGCCAUUCAUUGCUGGCAUAUACCUGCUCAUGUCUGUGGAUACAGUUAUCCUUCCAGGAAAAAGAGUUACAAAUGCAGACAUCGCCUGUGACUACACUUCAUAUCCCAUCUACCCGUUUGCCUUCAGGACCCACACACACCAUCUCGGUCAAGUGGUCAGUGGCUACAGGAUCCGAGACGGGAAGUGGAGCCUUAUUGGGAGACAGUCACCUCAGCUUCCACAGGCUUUCUAUCCUGCUGCCAGCGAGUUGAAUGUGAAGUAUGGUGACACCAUUGCAGCCAGAUGUGUGUUUAGUGGGGAGGGCAGAACCUCCAAAACUUAUAUUGGUGGUACCUCUGCUGAUGAAAUGUGCAACUUCUACAUAAUGUACUACAUGGACAGCAAACACGCCAUCCCCUACAUGAACUGCAUGGAGCCUGGCUCCAAAGAGCUGUUUGAGCAUAUUCCAGCUGAGGCCAAUGUUCCUGUGGCUGUUAGUCCAGCUGACAUGAACUCUAUGAUGCAUAUGGGCCACUCAACAGAUCAUCAAGAUCACAGACAGCUUCUGGAUUCAAGCAAGACAGAGCAGGUUUUGGAUCAGGGUGACCUCUUUUCUCUUAUGUCCAAGCUGCUAGGCCACAGCAAGGACAUAGUUCACAUUCAUAAGUACAACCCCAGCGAGAUGCAGAGAGCCCAGGCUGACUUGGUGGCUCAGAUCGAUAGCUUAAUGCAAAAGAAAGACCUGGGCUCUCCCAGUGCCAGACUAGCCUUCCAAACCAGGGAAGAUCCUGUUUUGCUGAGGGACAGGGUCCACAAAUUCCACCAGCUUGAGGCCACGGCUAAGCCACCAAGAAGCAAGCUGCUAGCUGAAGGACAAGACUACCAUUUGGAGCAAGUCUCAGCAUGGCCUCAGAAUUCUCUCAAGCUGGGUCAGGUGUCAGGACUUGCCCUUGACUCAGAUUCUAACCUGGUCAUUUUCCAUAGAGGUGACCGCCACUGGGGGGCAGACUCCUUUAACGACCAGGCGAGAUACCUGCAGAGGUCCCAAGGUCCUAUUCAACAGUCCACUAUUCUGGUAGUUGACCCGACCAAAGGCAACAUCCUGAAGGCUUCUGGUAGAGACAUGUUCUAUUUGCCUCAUGGAAUAACUACAGACAAGAGGAAUAAUUACUGGGUCACUGAUGUGGCUCUUCAUCAGGUGUUUAAAGUGAGCAGUGAUGGGAGAGACAGUGUGCUGCUGAAACUGGGAGAGGCUUUCACACCAGGAAGUGACAACAGCCACUUCUGUCAGCCCACCGAUGUGGCUGUAGACCCUGAGACUGGGAACGUCUUUGUGUCUGAUGGCUACUGCAAUGCCAGGAUACUCAAGUUCUCUGCAAAUGGUCAAUACCUGUCUCAGUGGGGUGCAGGCUCAUCAGACAGGAGGAGGCGCAUACCGUUCUCGAUCCCGCACAGUCUAGUGUUCCUUCCUGACAGACAGGAAGUUUGUGUGGCUGACAGGGAGAACGGACGUAUCCAGUGCUUCAUAGCCGAAACUGGAGAGUUUGUCAAAGAAAUAAAGAAAGAGGAGUUCGGAGGGGAGGUGUUUGCCAUCACCUACAGCCCUGCUGGAGAUGGCUUGAUCUUUGCAAUAAAUGGAGUCUCUCCAUAUCGCUCAGCUCCACUCAGAGGUUUUGUAAUAAAUUAUUCAACAACGGACAUUUUGGAUACCUUCAGCCCUGAGAAAACGGAGUUUAAAAUGCCUCAUGACAUUGUUGAAACCAAGGACGGCAGCAUCUUCGUCGGAGAUGUAGGCACUAAAUCAGUCUUCAAGUUCACCACUGAGAAGUUACAUCGUUCUGUCAAGAAAGCUGGAAUCGAGGUUCAAGAACUUGAAGAAAUGGAGACAUUUGUCCAAACGAAGGUGAGGCCAGAGCACAACAUGUCGAAGACAGCAGCCGUCCAAGAGAAGCAAACUGUGGCUCUACAGCCUCAACCACAACAAGAGACAGAGGAGGAGAAGAAGAAGAAUGCAGCAAAGUCAAACAGAGGGCAGGGUGUACUCCCAGCCAUUAUCACCACCCUGCUGCUCGUCCCUCUGCUGCUGGUCAUCUCCGUUGGAGUCUUUAUCUGCUGGAGGAAAAACAACCGAUGUGAGGUGAAAACUGAACCCAGCUCUGUGGGAGGGAUCUUGGGAAAAAUAAGAGGUAAAGCUGUGGGCAGUCUGAACCUGGGGAACUUCUUUGCAUCCCAUAAGGGUUAUAGUCGUCAGGGCUUUGACCAGCUAAGCACUGAAGGCAGCGACCAGGAGAGGAACGACGAGGACAGCAGCGACUCGGAGAACGAAGAGUACUCUGCUCUGCCUCCUCCUCAGUCCUCCUCGUAGACACUCUGGGUACAGCCACCAACCUUCUGCUUUCUCUGCCAAUCCAAGAUGUAUGUUCUUCAUCAUGUGUGUAACUGUUGUGUUAGCUGCCAAUCUUAUUGUUUAUAUAUUUAAAAAAAGAUGCUGUAUAUAAAAAUAAUUAGCCUAAUUUAGACAGGUUAUUUAAAAUUUAUUUAAUUUACCCGAAGUCUGGAUAUAGCCUUGGUGAUACAAUUCACAAGUUUUACUUUGAAAGAUUGUUUUUCCCAAAUCAAACUUGCAUUUAGUGAAAAUAUUAGCACAAUCCCCAGUUUGAAAUAGCUGGUGUAAGGUUUAGCCUUGAUACAAGACCAAAUCUGCCAGCGAGCUAAGAUAACUUUUUUUUUCAUGCUAUUGUUUCACUUCUUUUAGGGAUUUGCUUGAAAUGAGGAUCAGCAAAAAAAUUCAACAAAAUUCUCAAAAUAAGCUGUUUAGUGUUGGAAACAGGUCAAACAAAACAAAGCCCAUUGCUGGACUUUUAUUUUCAUUUGUAAGAAACUAAACGAAACUUCACUGAAUCACUUUUUGAGAAGGGACAUUUCUGGGACUGAAAUGUGGUCAAGUAUUUCACACUUAGUCAGCUAAUGUUAUUUUUGUACUCAAAGUGACCUGUUUGAAAACCUGAAAGGCUCUGUUUUCAUGGCAGCGCUCUGACCAGCUUAAGCAGCACUGCGGCAGUUUAUUGGUUUUCUGACAGUGAUAUUCGCUUUGCCCAGCUGUUAGCCCAGGUGGGAAGAGAAGUGCCAAGUGGAAAGUGGAAGUGCAGAGUCUUUGAUAUUUUAGAACAAGUUGGGUCUUAUGUAGAUGUUGCGCUGAGAAUAGAUGUCUCAGAACCAUGUCUGUUCCUGGAAAAACAUCACUCUACUGCCAAUUUGUUGAUUCUGUCAUCAAGAGAAACUAAAUCCUCGGAGAGAAUAUUGUAAUUAAACUCUGAGAAGAAGAUGCAUUUAAAAUGGCAAAAAAAAAUCCAAUGUAAAGUACCUGAAAGUAACUUAUGGAACAUCAGUAAAUCAGUGACCUAUGAAUUAAUUUGAGGGACUUUUACAGUAUCAGUCAUGCACAGCUGCUUUAUAAUGUAUGAAAAGGCUCUGAUUUAAGAAGUGCCGCAGGAGAGCUAUGGCCAUUCACUAUGUUUACCUUGAAUACAGGUUGCCACAAAAUAACCCUACACACCUCCACAUACAUCAGACUGGUCAGUUCUGAAUUGCAGGAUGUAUUCUCACUGUUAAUGAGUGAGACAUCAGGUUAAAGGGGUUCAUAAAUCCAAUUUUAGCAAAAGUGCCAUUACAUACAAUAUGAUGGGACCAUUAGCAUCCUGAGAUACAAUAGGAUUAAAGGGAUACAAAAUGACCACUUAUAUAUCAUUUACUCACCUGUGUUAAAUGAAUUAGUAAAGAAAACUGAAUGGAUAAUCCAAAACUGAAGAAAACUCUUGAUAAUUUGCAGUAAAGGGGACUGCAUUAAACAACAGGAAAACUAUCAACACAUCCCAGCCAAGUCUCAUUUAUCCAGUUGUAUGCUCAGUAAUUAACAAACACAUGCCUUUUUGCUAAAACAUUACUAUUUAAAAACGUUUCCACAAAAACAGCCUUACACACAGACUUAGAUAAGAUCAGAUAAGAUCCUUUGUUCACUGUGGAGGCAUUUGAGAAAGUUUUCUUUAUUAAUUCAAUAUAACACAGGUUGAAGUAUUCCUGUAAGACUGAGACGGUGUCGGAUUGAUGCGAUCAUGUAAAUGACUUGAACAAGCAUUUUUUAAAUACAUCUUUGUAUUGUCUUUGUAGCAAUUAUCUGUAAAAUCCCACACCAAGCGUCUCUGCUCCAUCCAGACAACAAUAUGAUUUUCUGGAAAAGUCGAUUAUUCUUUUGUUGAGCUGUUGCUGUCAGACCUCACUGUGAUUGACUUAGCUCUUUCAAGACGAUGAGAGCAGUGAUGUGAUCGGCUGUAUUUAUUAAUCACUAUACCGUCUCAUCUACAUUCCACUUCACUCAACCAUAUAGCACUUUGUGCUGCUCAACUAAAAUAGCAGGCAAGCUUGGAGAGGCUCACACAGUCUGUGGUCCCAGGAUGUCCUGCUUUGUGCUGCUCACUGUGCUUUUCCAUUAAAAUAGAGCCCUAAGAAAGAAACAGAGAUGCUCUGUUGGCUGUUUAUGUUGCUGUUCAGUGUUUUGGUUACGCCGAGUCAGAACUGGACAUAAGUACAGUGUUUUUCAUGACAUUUCAAUAUCUGAUUAACAAUUCAAUUAGCAGGAUUAAUUACAGAAAUUUUGCAAGUUUAUCUAGAUUUCAAAAAUGCAACAUUUAACAGCACUGAUAUUGUGUAAAUGGUUUACUUUGACUGGAAAAGUGCAUCCUCCCUUACAUAAAUUUCUUCCAUGUAGUAAAGCUACACACAUAGCAUUAUUUCAGUAUGAUUGUUUGGUCCAUGUUUCAAUUUGGUAACAUUUCACUUGUAAUUUUGUGCCUUUUUUACAUCUGUAUUUUGCCUUUCUUCAGCACCUGCCAUUACAAAAUGUACCAUGGGAUGAAAACAGCUGCUGCUAGUAGAGCUUGUACUAUAUUGAUUUCUCUUCCAUUCAAGUGUACAGAAAAUAGAUAUUAUUACAUAUAUAUAUGUAUAUGUAUAUUAAUGUCUGUAUGUAUGUAUGUAUGUAUGUGUGUGUGUCUGUCUGUCUGUCUGUGUGUGUGUGUGUGUGUGUGUGUGUAAGAUGCCAAUCAAACAGCCAAGUCUCAAGCACUGUAACUUUUACUUCAAACUCCCUCACUUCAGAGUUCAGACUAUAAAGAAACAGCAUGAAUUAAGAAACAGUUGCUUUGUCCAUCUUCUGUAACUUAAAUGAACCACGUUGCUUUGUUUGCAAGUUUUAGCUCUUUACUUACAAAUUGUUUAUGAUUAAUGUGUUUGAUCUUAACCUAAUAUACAUAUACUUAAGUCACAAUAUAAUAUUAUUGCGAUUUUAAAUGUAUUGUGAUAUGCUGAGCACUGCGAUAAAAUGAAAAUUAUGUCCCCAAAGGAAAAUUUUGUCAACAUCUGUUUUAUCUAAUAAGAUAAAUUAUUAAUAUGACAAAUUCAAAUUAAACAUUAGGUAGCCUACUAGAAUAAUAUAAUCAAUUGCUUUUUCAGUUCACUACAUAUAUUUUGCUGCUAGUAAAAUUACUGAAAUGAGUGGAAAACUAUGUAGUAAAAAAAAAAAGAAAAGAAAUCAGUACUUGUGUGAGGAUACGAUCUUGCCACACAAAAAUAUUGUGAUAUUAUGCGGUAUCCAUUUUGUUCCCCCACCCCUAAAAGAUACUCAUUAUCAUAGACAAUAAAGAAAACCAGCAAAUAUUCAGUUCAGAGAAACUGGAGCCAGUGGAGUGUUGGCACUGUUGCUUAAUAAAUGUGCUGCUUAAAGGGAUAGUUCACAUUUUUUGAAGUGGGGUGUUAUGGGUACUUAUCCAUAUUCUGUGUAUUAUUUAUUUAUUUAACAGGGACAGUGCACUGCUACCUAGCUGCACCAGCGUUAGCUAUACGCUAAUUUUCAUCUGUAGUCCCAGCGCAGGAAACGGAGAAUAAUUUAUCUGCUAAAAGACAUUAAUUGUAUAAAAAACACAAUUACAAAAUAGAACAUAUUUAUGACACACUGGUUUCAGCAAUAACAACAGCAAGACAACACAAUAUCAAAUCAUUGCAACAAUAAAAGUAGCAACAACAAUAAAACUACAACCCUAAGACACCACAACAACAACAAUGAAACUACAACAUAAAGAUAUAACAAGAUUUCACAGUGUUAGAUCAAGUGUUCAUGUGUGAUGGGUACAUGAUUGGGUUGAUUUUAGCCGUGAUUUCAUCUUAAAUUUAAAGCCAACAAAGCUGUUACACUGUCUUUUCUCACUUGGUACUGAGUUUCAGUAGUUAGUAGCUCUAACAGAGAAGGCUGAUCUACCAAACUCAGUAGAUCUGUGCUGUUGGUCGACCUAGAUGCCCUCCCUUUGUCUGAGUGCAGUUGUAUGAACUCUUUUAAAGGUGGAGCAGCCAGAUCAUUAAUCACAUUGUACACUACACUAGCAUCAGCAAAACACACAAAGCUGUCAAAGGUCAGUAUAUUAAGCCUUUGAAUGAUGUUACAAUGGUGAUAACAUAAUGAUUUUUUUGUCCAGUGCCUUGAGUGUUUGUUUGUAAAGUGUUUGCAGCUGGGCAAGUGCUGUUUUUCCAGAGUGUGACCAGCUUGUAAUGCAGUAAGCAAUAUGUGAAAACAUCAUUGAGUGCAUGUAUAUCUUUGCCACAUUUAAGGGGAACUGGUUUCAAUUAUAACUAAAGUUCCUUAGAUUUUAUUUAGAUUAAAUGUUUCUUAAAAGUCAGCUGUAAAUCAAGUGUAAUGCCUAGAUAUUUAAAAUGUGACACGGUCUGGAUCCUUUCUCCCUUUACCACAAUAUCUGGCUGACUUCCAUUUUUCCUAAUAAAAAAUUAUUAUGAUGAGGAUGACCGUGUCAUCCUCGUACAUUUGGGUUUAAACUUCAGGACAUGUGAGUGGCAGAUCAUUAACAUAUAGACUAAACAAAAGAGGUCCUAAGAUUGAGCCUUGUGGAACACCAACAGAGCAAUCAGCAAAUGAUGAGGUCCUAUUCCCAAUUCUAGUACAUUGUCUUCUCCAUCCAUUUGAUUGCAUCAAUGGAGAAAUUAAAAGUGGAUCAUUUAGAAAGAGGAACAUUAUGAUUUACAGUAUCAAAUGCUUUUCUCAAGUCCAAAAAUACAGCUCCUACAGCAUCUACUAUUCUGUACAACUUUAAUUAGAUUUUUUCAAUGAAAUAGCAGGCAGCCAUUUUAGUUGAAUGUAUUUUUCUGAAGCCAAAUUGCAUGGGAUGAAGUACAGCUUGUCCUGAGUUUAAAAAGUCAGUUAAUUGUUCAGUAAAAGUAAAUUUCUUAAUACAGCAGAUGUCAGUCGGCACACCCCCAGUUUGGAGAAGUAGGCAGGAAUCCAACAUGGAAGUUAAGCAAUGUUCUUCUGUGGAGGGGUCAGCAACAAAACAUAUUUCAGCCACCUAAAAAAAGUCCUUCUUAAAAAAAAUCAUUAUCAAUUUAAGUGUACAUUAUAUUGAGAGUGUUUUCAUUGUGUCACACAGCUCAUUUCGAUGGGGAAGAUAUUACUGUUUUAAGUUCCCCAUGUAUACUCUUGUCAACACCACAAGACUCCAAACUGGGAACAAGCUGACUGAUAUCUACUGUAUAUAAUAUACUGUCUAUGGACAAGUGCCUGAUACAACCCCACUCCAAAAAAUCUGAACUAUCUGAACUUAAAUAUUAAUGAUUAAUGGAUUUUAAAAAUAGUUUGAGAUGAAAUACCUUUAAGUCAAAUUGAAAAUUAAUACAUUAAAAUCAACUGCUUCAGCGCUAUAAUUAUUGUAUGGAAAACCAGUGGAUACCUGGAAAAGUGAAAAGGAAUACAUUCAGUUUUUCUUAUCACAGGAUCACGCAGCAUGUUUUACAAAAUGUUCAGCUGUGAUUUAAAGAAUACAAUGUGCAGCAAAUGAGCUAAAACAUGCAGUGGACCAAUUUUUGUGGUUCUUAAAAUGUUUGUCUUCUUUACAGCUGCAGGUGCAUGUCUGCAUUUAAAUUGUUCUGUUUCAGCAAUGUAAUAUUGUGUAUAUUGUGAACCAUUGUGCACAUUGUCCCAAACUGAAAGUGUCUGACAACUACAAUUAAGUACAUUGCUUGAGAUUUAACUGGAAAUUACAAAAUUGUUAAUUGAUCAUGUUUAAUCUGAUCAAUUAAUACAUUUCUAGGAAUGAAUGGAAAACUGAGAAUAUAGGAAACAUGUUCACUCAGACCUACAGCACAAGUCAUAGGUUGUCAAAGGAAGUUGUUCAGUGAAAUCUGAAUCAAGCACGAGUCCCCCAGAUUAUAAUGCAACAAUUAAUGUCCAUCGAAAUCUAUCUCACAGCACACAACUCAUGUAAAAUACACAGAAACACAAAGACAGUGGGAUGAAGAGGAUGUUUUUCUAAUCAGAAUACUCUGUUUCAUUCUGUAUUCUCAGGUUUCAUUUCAUUUGCUCAAUCUUUCAUUCCAUCUUCUUAAAUUCCAUCCUGUAUUCUCCUACCCAUGUUAGAUAUUUCUGGUUCUGUCCAUACCCUCAGUUUGCCUUACACUUUGAAUGAAUGGUUUCCUUAAUGGCAUGCCAUAGAAAAUGCAUUUCUGAUGUUGCAGUCACAUGAAGGCUAACUGAUAUUUAUUUUGACACACUGGUUUUGCUGCAAGAGUACUAUUUUCAGUAACUAUGUUAUUUGUGUAAUAAAGUAUCUGCAAAGCA